AACAUACGCAGCUCCCACACGCAGAGAGAGAGAGAGAGAGAGAGAGAGAGAGAAGCAAAGAUGAGUCGUGGGGCGGCAGCAGGGACGAAGGGAGGGAAGAAGAAGGGAGCCUCGUUCACGAUAGACUGCGCGAAGCCGGUGGAGGAUAAGAUCAUGGACAUCGCCUCACUGGAGAAGUUCCUCCAGGAGCGCAUCAAGGUCGGCGGUAAGGCCGGCGCUCUCGGCGACUCCGUCACCGUCUCCCGCGAGAAGAACAAGAUCACCGUCACCUCCGACUCCAACUUUUCCAAAAGGUAUCUUAAAUACUUGACGAAGAAGUACUUGAAGAAGCACAACGUGAGGGAUUGGCUUCGCGUGAUUGCAUCCAACAAGGACCGCAAUGUUUAUGAAUUGAGAUACUUCAACAUUGCUGAGAACGAGGGUGAGGAGGAAGACUAAAUACUUUGCCUCCUGUUUUGUGGCAUUUCCGGUUGAGCUUAGUUGUUCUAUAGACCGUCUUUUGCUUUUAACCUGUCUUAUCUAUCAACUUCUGUUUGAGCUUGUUUCAUGAUUGAUACUUCCUCUGAAAUUAAGCUUCUUUGAAGACUUUGUUUUGAAAUUUAGAAUCUGGUUGUUACAUUAUCUAUGUGCCUGGUGCAAUACAUAUUUCCUCGAGGAAUUUGGUUA
Pyrus x bretschneideri (Chinese white pear) is the source of this 666-nucleotide messenger RNA. RefSeq names its product 60S ribosomal protein L22-2. The transcript has 2 exons. Gene Ontology annotation, molecular function: RNA binding; structural constituent of ribosome. Gene Ontology annotation, cellular component: ribosome. NCBI's taxonomy places the organism in Eukaryota, Viridiplantae, Streptophyta, Magnoliopsida, Rosales, Rosaceae. The record is from RefSeq and is a predicted model, not a curated record. Gene Ontology annotation, biological process: cytoplasmic translation. Bases 61 to 438 code for a protein of 125 amino acids.